Messenger RNA from Dermatophagoides farinae (American house dust mite), 2484 nucleotides. RefSeq lists its product as uncharacterized. The record is from RefSeq and is a predicted model, not a curated record. NCBI's taxonomy places the organism in Eukaryota, Metazoa, Arthropoda, Arachnida, Sarcoptiformes, Pyroglyphidae.
UUGAUGAUGGUCAAUGGAUUUGUUAUUGCAUAUUUGCAUUAAAAAAAUAAAUGCUGCUGCAAUCGUAUUCUAUUAUCAGAUCCACUUGACACAAAACAUGACAUUGGUGAUGACAAGUGUAUGCUGUGUUAUCAUAACAGAACAGAACAAUAAAACAAGAUGUUGUUUAAAUUGAUUAUGAAAAUAUUUUGGUUGUAAAAACUAAUCCCAAAGAAAAAAAAAUAUGCUAACAAACGCUGAUGAUGAUGAUAAUGAUGGAAAUACUUGUAAUUUUGUUAUUUUUCUACUAAUCAAAUCAUUACCAAUCUUCAAUAAUGUCAACAUCUGAUUUACAAUCAUUGAUUCAAACAUAUUGUCUUUUUACGUUUGUUUGUUUCGAGCCACCACCACCAUCAUCGCAUUCACCGAUUCCAUGUCCUGAUUAUUGUCAAUGUUUUACGGCUCCACUUGAUGAUGGUGUUCCGAAUCAAACGCUUAGUUUAAUUUGUGAACGAAUCAACUCAUUACAGGAUGAUCGAUUUCCCAAUCCUGAACAAUAUUUUAUAUUGAAUUCGUUGAUAAUCAGAGCCAAAGAUGAAGAUUUCCAACCAGUGAAUAAUCCGACAACAAAUAUUGCAGUUCGUCAUUUAACAUUACAAGGAUUUAAUGGCCAAUUUUCAAAUGUUGGAAAUCAAAAACCAACAAUAUUUGAUUGGCUUGAUACUACCGCAAUAAAAUCAUUAUCAUUCAUUGAAUGGAAUCAUAAUGUUACCACUUAUGAUUCAAUUGCUUUCGAUUUUGCUAAAAUGAAACAUUUCUCUGAAUUACAAGUGCUAAGAUUUGAACGCUGUUCAUUGGAAAUUAUGGAUGAAGAUUUUAAUAGUUGUGCAUUACAUAAAUUACAUACAGUGAUUAUAACACGAUCGAAACUUGAAUAUAUUCAUCGACAAGCUUUUCAUACAAAAGCUCGGCAAUUACGUCGAAUUAUUGUGGCUGAAAAUCAAUUAACCAAUUUAAAAUGGAUAACUUCGGUACCGGAACCAUUUGAAUCGCUUUGGCAAUUGGACUUGAGUCACAAUCGUCUGAGAAUAUUACCCAUUGAACUGAUUGAUAAAUUACCUAAUCUAAAUGUUUUAUAUGUUCAUGGAAAUAAUUUUAAAUGGUUCGAAUUGAAUACGUUACAACCAUGGUUCAAAAUUCAAGAAUUUCGUUUAUCCAACACAGACACUAAUGUUUUAUAUGUAAAUGAUCGAAUGCAAUGGAUUAGUGAAUUUCCCUCGAUAUCCAAACAAAUUCAUUCAUCAUUUACAAUGGAUUCUUUUCUCAAUCAUUAUCAUUAUUGUACGGAAGAAGAAGGUUUAAUCAAAAUGGAUUAUUUAUUGAAAAAUUUAGGAUCAUUACGUUUUCGUUCAUACAUACCAGAUCGUCUGAUUAUUGACAAUAUUGGUGAUCAUGGUCAAUUGAUCAUUAAUCAUUGCGAUGUCAAUGACAAUUCCGUUCAAAUGAAUGAUCCAAUCUAUUUGAUUGGCCUGGAAAUAUCUCCUGUUUUGAUUCAUCACAAAGAUUCGUUUUUUAAAACUCGUUUUCUGCUUGAAAAUGCCAUACCACCGAUGCAGAUUGUUCGCACGAUAAAACAUGCUAUAAAAUUACCAUUGAUGAAUAUGGACAUGUGGAACAUAUGGAUGAAUGGACAGGAUAAACUAACUGCAGAUGAGGUGAUAUUAUGGAUUGAUAUUGUUUGCGAACUUUUAGAUCUAGUCUAUACGAAAGGUCAAUACGUAAUGUUGACACUUUGGCCAUAUGAAAAUUCUAUCAAUUUUGCAAUGCCAUCUGAUUUGUUACACGCCGAAAAUUUCAAAGCUUCAAUAAUUAAACCAUUACUCGAUGAAAUUGGUAAUCAUCCAGCAUUAAUCGGUAUUGAAAUUGUUGAUAAUGCUUUUCAUCGACAGUUAUCGAAUUCAAAACAGAAUCUAGACCCUGAAAAACUUGAUGGUUGUCCAUAUGAUGAAGAAUUUCUUCGACAAAUUCGUGAUGAAAUGGAAUUUAUUUCCUAUCAUGUACGAAUGUUUGAGGAUUUCACUAGUGAACAUAUGAUUGGUAUCGGUAUGGAUAGUAAUUGUAAACCAUGUUUACCAUUAUUAUUGAUUGAUGAAUGUUUAUUUGGUGGAUCAAUAAAAAAUGAAGCCAAUGUUAUUGAUUUUGUUACAAUACGUAGUGCAGUUUCAGCCACUAAUUCUGAAUAUGGACAUCGUCGAUUGCAAACUGAUUAUCAAAAAUGGUUUUCACAACAUUCGAAAAUGAAUUCAAUCGAUAAAAAACAUCUUUUCUAUUCAAUAUACGGUGAUGAUGUUACCCUGUCUGAUGAUGAUGUACAAAUAUUGAAACAAUUUACAAUGGGCUAUUUUACACCUUCCUAUUAUAAUCCAUUUGAUUUACAUAAUCAUAAUCAAAUCAGAACAGCAAAUACAACGAUAUAUGAUUAAAAUUUUAAUUUUCCGUGCUCAA